Messenger RNA from Rotaria sp. Silwood2, 1527 nucleotides. The record is from the annotation of a GenBank genome assembly. NCBI's taxonomy places the organism in Eukaryota, Metazoa, Rotifera, Eurotatoria, Philodinida, Philodinidae.
AUGUUUUCAUCGUUCGUGUCACUUGUUUUUUCAUUCUUGAUUUGGGCUGUAAUUUAUCAAGCACAUUGCAGAAAUGUUACUUUUGUUCCACAACCAAUUCACCUAACUGUUGAUGAUCUCCCACCACCGUAUGCUACACCCUCGGCUUCUAAAGAAGCUCGAAUCAUUUCUGUACCUGAAGAUCCUCUCAUCUACGUUCCUGAAGGAUUCACUGUGAAGGUAUAUAUGAUUGGUCUCACAUCACCGCGCUAUCUUAUUUAUACACCUACAAAUGAUAUUCUCGUUAGUGAACCGGAUGCUAAUCGAAUUUCUUGUCUAAUAGAUAAUGAUCGUGAUGGUUAUCCCGAUGAACGUGUUACGUUUGCUGAUGCAUCGAAUGGACUCAAUUAUCCAUAUAGUAUGGCUUUUGUCAAUGGAUACUUUUAUGUUGGUAAUAGAGAUGUUACUCGACGUUAUUUGUGGACUUCAGGAAGUCAAAAUAUCACCGGUACAGGAGAAAUAGUAAUGACUUAUAAUCCAAAUGGACAUAUUACAAGAACAGUUGUUAUAUCACCCAGUGGUGAUCGAGUGUUGGUAGGAAUUGGUUCAGCAACGAAUGUCGAUGCUGAUCCAUUACCUCGAGCUUCUGUUCAACAAGUGAAUCUCGAUGGUAGUAAUCAAACAACAUUUGCUUAUGGUCUAAGAAAUCCUGUUGGUUUAGCAUUUCAUCCAAUUACUAAUCAUUUAUAUGUGACAUGUCAAGAAAGAGAUGAACUUGGUGAUGAUCUUGUCCCUGAUUUUUUUACACGUAUUGAAGAGAAUGAUUUUUAUGGUUGGCCAUUUGCUUAUACGAGUGCAAAUUUGACUGAUCCCAGACGACGUCUUAGUAAUGGAACAAGCGAACGACCUGAUUUAGUAUCAAUAACAAAAACACCAAAUGUUCUUUUUGAAGCUCAUUCAGCUGCACUUGAUAUGCGAUUUUAUACAAAUAAUCAAUUCCCAAAUCGAUAUCAUAAUGGUGCUUUUGCAGCAUUUCAUGGUUCAUGGAAUAGAAAUAAUGGAACCGGUUAUAAGAUUAUUUUUAUUCCAUUCAAUAGUAGCACUAAUGAACCGAUGGGUUACUAUGAAGAUUUUGUGUAUGGAUUUCUAACGUAUCCGCCUGGACCUGACACAUUUGGACGUCCAGUUGGAUUGCUUGUUCUAAAAGAUGGUAGUCUUUUAUUCACUGAAGAUGGAAAUAAUCGCAUCUACCAAGUACAGUACAGCCAGACUCCUGUUACUACUACUACAAGUCCUACUACUGCUUCCGCAAGUUCUACUACAAGUCCUACUACUGCUUCCGCAAGUUCUACUACAAGUCCUACUACUGCUUCCGCAAGUUCUACUACAAGUCCUACUACUGCUACUGCAAGCUCUACUACCACUACUUCAAAUCCUACCACCACUAGUGGUAGUGGUGCUGAUGCUAAAACUGCCAUAUUCACAUUUUUUUGUUCACUCUUUUUAUCUUUCUGGUGUCUUGGCUUUUUCACUGCUAUAUUUAGUUAA